AUGCAAGAAGAAAUCAAUCUAUUACAAAGGAGAAUAAAGGAGCUUGAGAUCGUUAACGAGCACGGUCGUCUGCGCAUUCAAGACUUAGAGCGGGAGUUGGCGGGCGGUUCCGCGAUGCCGUCACUAACCCAGGGACCUUCCAUGUCUACCCUCCCCCGUACGCAAACGACACCAACACCACCCUCUAUACUGCCUUCGUGGAGGGCAAGGACAGAUGCUCGCGUGCGCCUAUUGUGCUCUCUCAACCGCGCGGGGAAUGCACUCUGUGCAUGGCAUGAUUCCAGACGAGAACGCAGGACAUAUCCUCCUCGCAUGGCCCCCCCUGGUUACCUCAACUGUGGAUGCACGUUUGAGGAGGCACUCUUCGAGGAAAGUCUGUCUCGACACGGCGUUGGAAGCUAUCAUCCGGGAGAGAGUGUCCGCAUGGAUCCCGCAUUGCGCAACCCACUAUUCCGUCUACUGCAAACUCGGUACGGAUACCAAGAUGGUGACUUCGAGCGGGACCCAAAAACGGGUGAGUGGGUCGAGGGGGAGGGGAAUGCCCUGUGGGAAAGAAAGCUUGCCCAAGGCGCUAUGAACGUCAGGAAGAAUCGAACGGAGGAGCGUCGCUGA
Messenger RNA from Pisolithus orientalis, 612 nucleotides. RefSeq lists its product as uncharacterized. The coding region runs from base 1 to 612 and encodes 203 amino acids. The transcript has a single exon. The record is from RefSeq and is a predicted model, not a curated record. NCBI's taxonomy places the organism in Eukaryota, Fungi, Basidiomycota, Agaricomycetes, Boletales, Pisolithaceae.